Molecule: messenger RNA, 1950 nt
Organism: Scaptodrosophila lebanonensis
Lineage: Eukaryota; Metazoa; Arthropoda; Insecta; Diptera; Drosophilidae
Gene: PGS1
Product: CDP-diacylglycerol--glycerol-3-phosphate 3-phosphatidyltransferase, mitochondrial
Exons: 2
Coding region: 219-1703 (494 amino acids)
Biological process (GO): cardiolipin biosynthetic process
Cellular component (GO): mitochondrion
Molecular function (GO): CDP-diacylglycerol-glycerol-3-phosphate 3-phosphatidyltransferase activity
Source: RefSeq, a predicted model, not a curated record
AGUUCAAAUGGGUCCACUAUAACACAACUCUAGUUCGAACGAAAGCAAAAAUUAACAUUUGCGAAAACAGCUACAGCACCUUAUUUUGAUGAGUACCACCAGCAUAUUUGAAUGAAAAGCCUGCGAAUAUAAGCCAACAAAACAUGACACAUAUCCCUCUAGCCCACUAGAGAAUUGAGUGCAGAGUGUUUGGACGUUUAGCUGCCGCUCCCGCCAAAAUGAUGUACUUGCGCCGCCUGUUCACACAGGAGCUUAGCCCCGCCGCCACGCAGAGUGACUUUAUCGGUUGCCUGCAGCAGACGCCGCAGCUUCUGUGCAACGGUUUCAGCGGUGCUCCAGCACUGGACAGCCUGUCGUGGUUACACAACGUGGCACCAUGCUUUCCGUUGCGUGGGGACCAAGUCCAAGUGAUACACGAGCCACAUCACUUUUACGAGACGCUGGUGCAGCGCAUUUCAACAGCGAGGCGGCGCAUUGUGCUGGCCAGUCUGUACCUGGGUACGGGUCAGCUGGAGAAUGCGUUCGUGCAGACGUUGCGUCACAGCUUGCAGGCGCAGUCAACAUUGCGUCUUAACGUGUUGCUGGACUUUGCUCGUGGAACACGUGGAGCGGCCAACUCCAAGACGAUGCUGCUGCCUUUAGUGCGUGACUUUGGCGAACAGGUCCAGCUUUCGUUGUAUCAUUCGCCGGAUUUGCGUGGGAUGACCAAGCGACUGGCACCAGCGCGCUGGAAUGAACUGCUUGGCCUGCAGCACAUGAAGGUGUACUUGUUUGAUGAUGUAGUCCUUAUUUCCGGAGCCAACUUGUCUAACGACUACUUCACGAAUCGCCAAGAUCGUUACAUACUCAUUGAAGAUAAGCCGCUGGCCGACUUUUACGCGCAAUUCAUUGAGCGCGUUCAGGAAUUUAGUCUGGCGGUGGGUAAGGAUGCUGUGGAGGGCCUUCAUCGCAAUUGGCAGAUACUGCCUUACGAAGGCACCAAGGAGCAGUUUAUACAGAAGGCACGGCAACGCAUUGUGGAUUUUGUGCAACAGGUAUAUCAGCGGCAGGCGCAGCUGCAGGAGCAGUAUAGCAAAGCCGACACUUGGGUGUUCCCGCUGCUGGAGAUGGGCCAGAUAGGCAUACACCACGACAGCGUCGUCACCAAACGACUGCUCGCGAGUUGCAAUUCGGGCUCGCGUCUAAAACUUGCCACCGGUUACUUUAAUUUAACGCAGGAGUACAUGGAUACCAUCACUCACAAUUGCUUGGCGCAAUGCAGUAUUCUUAUGGCGCAUCCCAACGCCAAUGGAUUUCAGGGCGCCAAAGGGCCAGCCGGUGGUAUUCCUGCUGCUUACACGCUCAUUGCGAAAACGUUCUAUGAGAAUCUCGUGCGGCGGAAACAGGAUUAUCGGGUCAACUUUUUCGAAUAUGAGAAACCAGGCUGGACAUACCAUGCCAAAGGCUUGUGGUACUAUUUACCUAAUGCAUGCUUACCCAAUUUGACGUUGAUUGGAUCAUCAAACUUUGGCGAGCGCUCAGUAAAUCGUGACCUCGAGACGCAGAUCUGUCUGGUUACAACGAACAAAGGGUUAAGUCAGCGGUUGCAGGACGAGGCUGAUCGUCUCUACGAGCUGUCCAAGACGGCGGAGCGGGGAAUUGUUCAGCGACCAGUGCCGCGUUGGGUGCAGGCCGUGGUGCGCAUCUUCAGGAAUUUCUUUUAAGGCCAUCGAGCUUAGCUAUGCAGAUGUAGUUCAAUUUGUUUUUGUUAAGCCAAAGUUAGUGUAAGUGGCGUGUUCUUAGCAUAAAUGUAUAUUGGUGUGUAUUCGGUUUAGUUUGUUCCAUAUUAACUUUUUAUACAUGCGGCAAAGACCUAAAUUGUUAUAAGUUUGAUUUAGUAGUGUUGGUUCGUACUUGCAGCAAUCCAACAUUAGUGCAGUUGAAAAUAAAGCGAAACUUGUUCAAUUUUUA